Capronia epimyces CBS 606.96 is the source of this 627-nucleotide messenger RNA. RefSeq lists its product as uncharacterized. NCBI's taxonomy places the organism in Eukaryota, Fungi, Ascomycota, Eurotiomycetes, Chaetothyriales, Herpotrichiellaceae. The record is from RefSeq and is a predicted model, not a curated record. The transcript has a single exon. Bases 1 to 627 code for a protein of 208 amino acids.
AUGCCGAUCCCCAUGCAUAUCCAACCAGCGAGCAUACUCAGGUCACAAACUCCCUUCACGGCCCAGGACUCUCUAUGCGAGCAUGACCACAACAUUCGAGCCACAACGCCUCGUCUGUGCAAUGAAAGCAACUCGCCGCCUGCAUUUUCCUUCGGUUCUACCGUCACCCUGGAUCCAGCAGACCUCGCUGCCACCCCAGAUCCGGUUGCUGUCGCGGAAAUCAAGAGAGCCUUCCCACCAUACUUCCCCAUGUGCCACAGCGACUUGUGGGCGAUGAUUGUGGCUCCUUCCACCGGGGUGAUGGAGCCAGCCAUAAUCGACCAAGAGUAUCAGGCCCAAGUUGAGGAGGAAUUACUGGAGAGGUAUCGUGGUGAAUUCUAUGAGCAGAACGACAACGAGACAGGAUCAGAGUUUGACUGGGCUCCAAUCAAAGCGGAAUUCGAGAAAAUGUCUGGGGAUGCCUUUGAUUUGAAACUGGGUGAUGAAAUGAGAGCUGGGUUUGAUUGGUCUCCAAUCAAAGAGCAAUUCGAGAAUGUGUCUGAGGCUGUCUCUGAUUUGAAGAUGGAAGAUGAAACGGGGGCCGAGUUUGACGAAUUCUUCAAGAGACUGGAGGAGAGUGGGUUGUGA